This is a messenger RNA of Spodoptera frugiperda (fall armyworm), 1005 nucleotides long. RefSeq lists its product as uncharacterized. The record is from RefSeq and is a predicted model, not a curated record. Lineage: Eukaryota; Metazoa; Arthropoda; Insecta; Lepidoptera; Noctuidae. The transcript has 3 exons. The coding region runs from base 146 to 988 and encodes 280 amino acids.
CAUAACAGUAAACAGAAACACCGUCACAUUGACAUUUGACAGUUAAAACUUUUAGGUUAUGUAUAGGUUAUGAAUCUAUGAAAUAUUACAUUAAACAAAGUAAUUGUCGUUUAAAUAAAGUGAAUGAAACUUAAAAAGUUAUGAAAUGGAAGCUGCUACUCUACAAAAGAAGAAAACUACUAUCAGCAAAGGCAAAUUAAAGAAAACUAUUAAAAAUGUUUUAUGUCGACCAGACCCACUGUUUUGGCCAGAAGUAACGGAGGAUGAAAGUAAGAGGUUAGAAAAUGUGUUAAAACGACAUAAAAUCACUAUAGAACAAUUCAAGAAGCCACAUUGGAAAGAUCUGAAAGAUUUGCCUAAAGAACAGCGUCCUAAACCACCUAAGUUAAAAAAACCUGAUGGUCUUCUACUUGGUGUAAGAGAAUGUACAGAAUCUGUACAAAAUGGUGAAUGCUGGGCAAUUAUCAUUGAAGCUAAAGUCAAUCCAAGACUGAUAGUACAACCUGUUGUUGAAUUAUGUACUACAAAGGGUGUCCCAUACAUCUGUUUAAACAACUUGAGAAAAGUCUCCAUGGUCAAUUUUGGAGUUCCGACUAGCUGCUUAGGGAUAAAACGAGACUGUCUUUUGGAUGUAAGGAAAGAAAUAACAGACUUAGCUAAGCAUUACCCAGCUACUAAAAUAACUGAGCAAAUCAAAGGAAAUGAUACUAUAGAAGAAAAAAUGGAUAUUGAAGCAAUUAAAGAGAAUAAUGACUCAACUAAAGCUACAGAAGUGACACCAUUCAAGUUUUUAUAUAGAACUAGUAAGAGUACUAGAGUAUUUGUGCCAACUACUACUACUGCAGAGAAUGGAAAUGUAUCAAAAACAAGUAAACAAUUCAAAGGACAAAACUUCAUAGAAUUCACAGAGAAACAAGACAGCAAGACUUAUAGGAAGAUGUUAUUGAAACGAAUGUCAAACAAUCCAAACAGGGUUAAAAAGAAAUAAACGAGUUUCUAAUGAGA